CAUGAAUCUUUUCAGGAUCUCUUCGUCAAAACAAUUUUUUCAAGUAAAAGAUCCAUUUUUCCCUGGAGUCGCUGUACAUGGAACCUCAGUUAGGUAUGUGAAAUGGGUUUUGCAUUUCAUUCUUAAGCAGAUUUUAUUUUUCUUGUUUUGAAUAUUAUAUUAAGGAAUAAAAAAAAAAGUAAAGAUUGUAUAUAUUUUUUCCUUUUACUUGGGGAAAAAAAAUAGUGUAACAGAGGUACAUAUUAAAUAGUAUCCAGUGCAAUUUCAUCACACAUGAUGUUCUAGAAGUGCUUUGCCUGCUUUUGGACUGUUUGGAUGUUUUAUGAGCGCAUGCACAUUUGGGCAGUUCUUUCAAAGUGCACUAUAGGAAUUAAGGAAAUGAAGAAUUGAAGCGCUUUAAACUCUCUUGCUUUCUUUUUGAUCAACAGCAAAAAACAGAUGAGAGAGAAGCUGAACUUGAUGGGCACUUCUCUUUUCAGUCUAUGUAACUAUGCGACUAAUUCACAUUACAUGCUGUGACUUUGCUGGUUCAUCCAGACCUACAACAAAGAUUACAAAUCAAAAAACCUUUUUGAAUGUUAAAAAGAAGUUGUACAAAUCAUAUCUAAUGUUUAGUGUGCGUUCUUCCGCUUGACUGUGCCACUUUACAUUUCGCUAUAUGCUUCCAUCAUACGAUAUAAUGUAAACACACUUUUACGUGUCUAUAAAUGUAUGCACAAAUCUAUGUAAAAGUGUUGUAAAUGCCAAAUUAUUAAGCUGUUAUUUCUAUAGCGUUUGAAUUUAUAUCACUAGAUAGAAUGAGAUUUUACAGAAAGAUUUGGAUUUUUCUACCCAGAGAGCUACUUAUCAGAUUCAGGAGAGAUUGUAUACAUACUUACUAUACAAUAUAUAUCUUUAUACUGUAUAUAUGUAUACAAUCUCUCUCCUGAAUCUGAUAAGUAGCUCUCUGGGUAGAGAAUUCCAAAUCUUUGUUCUGAGGUUCCAUAUAUAUACUGUAUAUGUGUGUAUGUAUGUAUAAUCUCUCUCCUGAAUUUCAUAAUUAGCUCUCUGGGUAGAGAAUUCCAAAUAUUUGUUCUUUCUGUAAAGGAACUGUAAAACUAAUUAAACUAUUAGGGAUUUAUGAUACUAAUCAGUAAAACCUUUAAGGCAUGCAUUAGGUCGCUCUAAGUAUUGGUUGCAAGUAGUCCGGCAUUGAAACUAUUAAGAAAGGAAUCCACAUAACCACACCCUUCAAUUUAUAUAGGAGAUGUACAAUGGAAGCUUCAGGGUGUGGUUCUCAAAGCCCCUUAACCCAGGCUGGCAUUAACUCUGAUAUAUACAGAGAAAUGUUGUAGAAUCUGCACUUGCUGCAAAUAUUCUGGAGUGAGCUAGUCACAUUCUGAAUUUUUAGACUUCUGAAUGGGAGCCUCGAGUAUAACCCAUAACCACCUAGCAAGCGAAGAGUUAUGGGAUGUUUUUUUGUUUGUUUUUUAAACUAACAGUUGCUAAGCAAGCUCUGUUAUAAAUCUGUAGGAGACUAUGUACUUAAAGGUAUACUAUACAAAGCUGUAUUCCUGGCACUAUAUAGCUCCCUCUGCCUCCUCCUUGCUCACGUCUCCGCCUUCUUCUGGCAAAUGCCAUUCUUAUAUCAAACAUCCCCAUAGGAAAACAUUGAAUCAGUGCUUUUCUAUAGGGAAAAAUCUGACGCUGGAUGUCCUCAUGCAGCGCAUGAGGACAUCCAGCAUCAGUUACCGGACCAAAGGUCUGUUUGGAUACAGGAAGUGCCUCCAGUAAACAUUGCAGCACUAAUUGCAACAGGGACACUGCACCCAGACCAUUUCAAUUAGCUGUUGUGGAAAGUGUAGUUUGUCCUCUGUUGUGAGCAUAUAGUUGCCAUUGUUUUCUGCUUUCGUUUGCGGUUAUACACAUCAGAAUGCAGAACUCCCUUUACCAUAAUCCGUUAAAGUAGGUUUUUAUGAUGCUUGCACUUUUUCAGUAUUCGUAAACUUACAAAAAUGAUAAGAGCUGGCAUAACAGCUACUACCCCAAAAAAAAAAGUUGUGUACGGAGUAAAUAUGAACCACAGUCCUGUCCAGUGGAUCUGUCAUUUUUCAUUAUUUCAUAACUAUAUAAUCGUUUUGAAAUACUGAUUUAAGAAUGCGUUAGACUUUCAUUGAAAUUCCAACUUAAUCCAAAGUUAUCAUAAGACCAAGUAGGGACCACUUUGUCUUAUGGUCCAGACUGAGGUUGACAAAAAGAGGAUCUCCUCUGUUAACUUUUGUCCAAUCCCAGCAACCUUCACUAGUGACGACGGUUCAGGCUCUGUCUGUGGAGAGUCUUGAGGGAUACUCCAUAGACCUCAGUGUUGUACUUUAACAUGGCUCCUGGCCUGAAUUGGAGCUGCAUCGUGAAGAUAGCGGCCGUGAGGAACAGACGGAGGUAAGUAAAACUCACCUAACUUGUAGCCACUGUCCCACACUGGAUCUGUCAAUUUUGGGUGUCUUUCUAAAAUAAGCAAAUACCCUCAAAAAUUGACAGAUUUACUUUAAGCCUAUGCUUGCUUUUUUUAUUUUUGUGCAUUGCACAGUAGCCACAUGUUUACCUGUUGUGCCCAUUUUCAGAAUUUCAGUAUCUCUUUCCAGGGAAGAAUUACUUUGUGAGUUGGGGGUCCAAACCAUACAGAAUCACAGUCAAUCAUUGACUAGAAGAUACUGGAAAAGAAAUAAGCAUAAUCCAGUGAGGAGCAAACUCCUUAUCUACAUCAUUGAAACUGUGAGUUCUAUUACGUUUCUCUGAACUGAGGAAGAUGGGGGGUAAGUGGUAUUAUUAUUAUUGGCUACGAAUGUAGUGGCUAAGAUGAAACACUCUGGGUUAGCUGUACAAGCAAAAUGUCCCUGUUGGGGCUAUAUUGGAAUUUAUACUUGCAACUUUUACAGUUUAUUCAUACUGAAUAGAAAUGUGUUGUGAUUUGUUUGUGUCUAGUAUAUUUUGAUCACACUUGCUUUUUUAAAGGAACACUAUAGCAUUAUAAAUACAAAUCUGUAUUCCUAACACUUUAGUUCUCUUCUCCCUAGUUCUGCAAAGGUGUCCCUCCCCUGUUUACAGUGAAAAUUAGAAAAAACUAAUUCACAGAUCUUUUUCCAGCACCAAGGCUCCCUCAUUGCUGCUCACCUCUUCGUCUCCCGUAACAUCACACAGGAGGCAUGGCCUUCGCCAAUGUCCAACCCAGUGCUCGUGAUAGAGGAGCAUUGAGGACCUAAUGUGUACGCACUGCAAGUGCAUUUAAACUUCUCCGUAGGAAAGCAUUGAUCAAUAUUUUCCUUUGGGGCUUCUGCGUCACAUGACAGAGUUUUACUUGGUCGGGGCUGCGGAGGCCCCUCUAGUGGCUGUCAUACUGACUUACACUGCAGGGUUAAAAGGACAGGUACGCUGUCCAUCCAGACCCCCCUGAUUGAGAUGAAGUGGUCUGGUUAACUAUGGUGUUCCUUUAACCAAUAUGUUGGCAAUCAGCAAUAUAUAUAUUAGUUUUGGUGUGUGUGUGUGUGUGUCUGUAUAUAUAUAUUUUAUUUUAUUUUUUUAAAUAUUAAUUUAAGAAUAGUGUAGCAAAUGUAGAAAUCACAGAAAGGACAUAGUUAUUUACUAAAGUGUGAAAGAGAAAUAGACAAACUGUCUAUUGUCAGCGUAGCUGAUGUGGAGAAUUCUUCCAACUCUUUAAACCUUGAAUUUCUGACAAUUCUCACUUUAGUAAAUGACCCUGAUAGGCAUAUAGCACAUUUUCUCGAAAUGAUAUGCCAGAAUUUCAAUAGGUUCCCCUGGUUAAGUGGAUGUGUCAAAGCCCUGUUUUCCAUCAGGUACCAUGAUACAGGAUGCCCAUCGGAGGAACAUUGUAUGUGCUCUAGGUGACACAUAGGGAAUAGUGAAAAUAUAGGGAAGGAAAGGAGGAGUGGAUGGAGGAUGAAAAGGAGACAACACCCCCCCCCAAAAAAAACCCACUUCAAACACUCUCUCCCCAGAGCUCCAUAACAGCCCAGACCCUCUCCCCACAGAGUUCUAACUCAACGCUUACUGGCAUUUUCAUAGCGAGGCAGUCAAUACCUCCAAUGGCCUGAUAUGCUCUGCCCUGUCCAUCAACUGCUCUCCAAAUUCCAGAUGGCAGGGGCGUAGCUGCAUUUAAAACCCAACAUGCGUCUAAACUCUUGCAUGGAAGCUAUUAGAUUUCCUAGCUGCCAAUGGCCCUGACUUCACCUUUUUCAGAUAAACUUUCCAAAUGAUUUAAUAUUUUUGUAUACAUUUUUGCUUAAAAAAAUGUACAUUUUAAAAUAUCAAAAAAUAUAUAUAAAAAAAUCAGUACAUUAAAAAAAAAAAUAUUAAAGCAUUGAAAAAGGUCAAUACUUUUCAUAAUAGUAAAUAAUUUUAAAAGUGUAUCCUAAAAUAUUGAAUCAUUUGAAAAGCUCAUAUGACUUUAUUAAAUUGAGGCCAACAUCAAGCAAAUUACUGUAUGUCGUAAUUAAUUUUAGUGAACACAAGGUGGCUCCAUAACCAUGUAAUUUCUCGGACUCUGCUAGUAUAAUAUUUAGUGUAGAACGUCUCUUUGCCAGCAGGUGGAGAUAUUGCACUUGUCUUCUGUAGGCGGAUUGCAUUUUCUAAUGCCCACAUCUUUUAAAGGUCUAUUCUCUAUUGUGAGUUUUUGUUUUUUUGUAUAUCCCAACUGCUUUUGAAAGUCGUUAAAGCAAGAUUGUGACAUUUGAUCCGUAUAAUAAUAUAAUAUUUUAAUUAUUCAUUUGUUAUGACAUGUUAGAUUCACUUACUCAAUAUCUGAAAUAGACCAAAUUUGUCAAAAUAUUGAACUCUAUAUUUAAACAAUGUAAUCAAACCUUGGUCUUAUUCCCUUCCAACAUAAAGGUCCCAAACAAUAAAACAUGAAAUAACAGAAUAGUAAAAUAAAAGUUGGCACUUUUAAAAUUUGUUUAAUUUUUACAAUUUUCAGUUUAUUUUACUUCUCACUUUCCUUUUUGUAUGUCUUAUAAGCAUUGUGUUGUGAAUCAAUUUGAACUUUAUACAGGGCUAUUCAAUAAAGUAAGAAUUCAAAAUGAUUUUUAAAUUUAAGAUCGCAGUAGCCAAGAUUUUUUUUCCACUUCAGCUAUUUUGACCUUAAAUUUGAAAUUCAAUUGGAAUUCUCACUUGAUAAAUAACCCUGAUAGUGCUAAAAAUUUUAGAUGCUCCCCAGGACUUGAAAACAAGAGCCAUUUCCUGGUAAAAUAUUUUAUAAAUAAAUCAUAGUUCUAUUUUAUGUCUAUCCUUUUCAGAGUGACAUAAGAAUAUUUUUGGAGAUAAAGUAAUUCUAGCUUUGUUCUGAACCAGCUCAGACCACAUAAACAUUUUUGUAUCAUUUUUAUUUUAGAUCAGUUUCAGUGCAAACAUAAAAAGAUAUAAUCCAUUUGUUUACGGAAUGUUGCAAUACCCAACUCUGAUACAGUUCACGUGGCUCACAUUGUUUCAGCAGGAUAAACUUUGUGUUAUUUACUUCAUCCAAUCAGUUUGGACUUAUUCCCACCCAUCCUCAGAGGUCAAAUGCGGCCACUAUGUUCAGUGACAAUCCCACCACCCACAAACCACUAAAAUGUUGCUACAUGUGAUAGCAAGAAUAAUAAUCUAAAAAAAAUCAUUAUAUAUUUCCAUGUUUAUAAAAAGGAAAACAAAACAAAAUAUGCAUUGUAAUAUGUAUAGUUUUUUUUUUUUGAGAAAACCUCAUAUAUUUGAUGCACAAUUUCACAUUACAUAAACAUGCCCUUACACCGCAGUACCUAAUGAAAAAUUAGUUUGACACUGAACUGUGGGACGGAGCUUGGGGACUACAAGCACCAUAAAAACGGCAAUAAGAUGAAGUGGUUAUGGUGCCUAGAGUAUCCAUUUAGCAUGUUCUCUGGGACAUCCAUCCUCUGGGACUCUAUGUGAAUCAAGUUUUAACAGAGCGCUGAAAUGGGCUGAGAUAGGGCAGAACGCUAUAGCAAAAUGGGAGGAAGAAUGGAAUAUCUCACCUAAGCAUGCUUUACAUCUUAAUGGUGCACUAGAAACCAGUGAUAUGAUAUAUCAAAAACUAGGUAAUCUAUAAAGCUGAUAAAAGCGAGGCGGAUCCAAAACCAACCCAAUCUCUGGAAGGGCACUAAACAUUUUGGUGAACAAUUCUGUUUUCAAUUGACUACAAAUCUGUUUAAUAUAUAUAUAUAUAAAACUCUCAUAUCACAUUAUCAUUUACCUACUAACCCCUAUUAACUCCUAGUGAGCUUAUUCCCAUAUUGUCCCUUCCUCCAGUGGUGUCCCUCUUUCCAUACUCCCCCUGUGUCUUUCUAUCCAGAUUCUCUCCCCCACUUUCUGUCCUUUGUACAUAUUCUACCUCUAACUUCUGUCCAUCUCCUCAUAUUUUGCCCCAACCUUUAACUUUCUCCACAUUCUUCCCCCAAAAUGUAGUCCCUUCCCUCAUAACCCCGACAAACUUUAAACCUUUUCCAUAUUCUUCCCCCAUACCUUUUUGUCUCUUUUCUACUGUCCCCCACACCUGUCAGGAUUACUAACUGAUCCCGCACGCAGAAAUGUAUCACACCUAGGACUAAGUAUAACGUCUAACCCGACCUUAAAAUGGUCAGAAUUAACGUAUCCAAGAAUAGUCAGAAUACUUGCAGAGUUUUGGAAUAAAGAAUUAGACACAGCGAUGAGGAAAAGUCAAGGAUACCAGAAAUCAGGGAAGUCAAAACGAAGCCAAAGACAAAUACCAAAAAAUCAAGAUCAGGAAUGCACUCUUGGAUUACCAUCAGACAGAAACUACGACAGAGCAAUGAGAGAAUGUUAAAAUAAGUUUAAAUAAUCCUCCUGAUAUUCUGAUUGACUGCAAUCGGCCUUUGACCCCAAAACGUGGGCGCACAUGGCAUCACGUGUACGCCGACAUCAUUCUCAACGUGAGCAGUUAUGGGCCUUUAAGGUGGCAUAGAUCCACAGCAGCCGGCGUCUCUAGACAUGCUGGGAUUAUCAGGUAUCCGGGCACACGGCUGUAAAUGGGCACAACUAUUCCUGUCAGGACAUUAAAUACCGUUAACCACUUUACCAUAAGCGGAUGAAUUUGUUACACCACCCCCCCCACACACUAUCAAGUGUCUUCACAUUCUCCCCCACAUCUUCAGCUUUCUUAAUAUUUCUCCCACACACACAUUCUGUCCCUCUCUCCCUGUCUGUCCAUUUCCCCAAAAUAAAGUGGCCUGUUCUGAUGGUAGUGUGGCUGAGUGACAUGGGACUGGUUGCUCUAGCAGAGUGCUCAAUUCUGUUUGGCUCCACCUGCUGGUAGAAUAAAGCAGUGAUAGAACAUAUUGUCUAUCUUGGCUCUCUGUUGUAGCCAGGUAUGGCUGCUCAAAGUGGAGUGUGGCUGUGCACACACUAUAUCAGGCAUAGGUAACCUUCGGCACGGCAGAUGUUUAGCACUACACCUCCCAUGAUGCUUUUCCAGCAUUAUGCGUGUAAGAGCAUUAUGGGGGAUGUAGUCCACGACAUCUAGAGUGCCAAAGGUUGCCUUUCCCUGCACUAUAUAGUAAAUACCCUGCAUUUGCAGACAUACAAAGUACCCACCUCGGGUAACCCUGCAUUGUGGGUACCUAUCUGGGUGGUGGGUCCUGGUACCCCGGAUCCAUCCCUGAUUUCGGGUAAAAUAACUGGGAUUUAGUUACAAAUGCCUGUUUUUGAACGACUAAUUUUACCUUAGAUCAGCUAUGUUGAUGGAAUCUUGACAUUGAUAAACAGAUUAAGUUCUUUGCACUCUGGGUCCAUGUUUACUCAGCAUUGUUCAACUGUGAGAUGUUUGCUACUUUGUGUAUUCACAUUCUAUAUCAACUACGAAAAGCAAAAAGCCACACGACUGUAUUUAAUGACUGCGUAACCCUUUCAGUACCUAGCAACCUUCCAUUCCACAUUGCUAAAACUGAAACCCACUGUGUUUCAUACUCAAUCCUUUACAUUCUACUGUGAAUGCAGUGUGUUGUCACUGAUAACUACCUUUUAACCCCUUAAAGGAACAAUACAUGUUAUUUUUUUUUUAAUGGAUCCAUGACUUACUGUCAAAAUUAAAGUCCAAUAUUUUCCGUGUCUGUCACUGCCGCUGCACUGGGUUUAUGUCCCAACAAUUCAGGGAACUUUAUAAAACUUUAUAAAAUAUCAAUCUUAUUACUGUGAUGGAGCUGAAGUUGGUGUUUUAUCUGACAGAGAUUUUUUUAAUGCAGAGUGUGCCAGUGUUUAUUCUUAUACGAAUAUGUAGCUAUUCAAUGGGAGCUAGACUUCAUGUGGAAACAUAUGUCUUAUAAGGGUCUUGUAUAGCUGUAACCAUGCACGUAAAGAGUCUAGACCCCAAACAUGUUAUCUUGCUUAAGUACUUUGUGUGUAGAGUGUGUCCUCUCUUUUUUUUUUUUUCAUUUUACAAAAAGUGCAGAUUUCAAUAGAUAUUUGCACUUUUAUAAAUGAUCCUUGUUACACUUCCCUGUUUGAUAACCAGACAACCCAUCCUGUUCUGGUUAGCUGAGUGGAGCUAAACUCAAGAGGCACCUGACUUACAAAGACUUCUCAUUGAGCUGCAUUGGGAAGUCUGUGAUUGGACAACCAUGGGAAAUCUGGGCGGGUUUAGAAAGAGAGCAAAGGCUGCAAACAUCAUAUCUGAAGUUUUUGGAAGCUGUCUUUAGAUAUACCCCAAUUUAUAAAAUGCAUUGUUAAAAAGACUGAGUGACUCAAACUUCUAUUUGGUUACAGCAUCCUAUUGAAAGCAUAUGCAUGUAGACAAUGGCAAUAACCAAUAUUAAGUAUUACUGCAUUCAAAUUUUCGGGGCUUAAAAGCCCCCUUUGCAGCAAUUGCAGGAAAAUGUUAUCGACCACUAAAUACCAUAUAUAAAGGGUCAGCUACCUAUGGCACGUUUGCCAUGCAUGGCACUCGAGGCUACCAGAGUUAAAUAGGCUAUGGUCUAUCAGGAUUAAUCUAGUACAAACUGAGUGAUGAGGGGCAAUCCUCAUUUUAUGCAUUGAGGACUUAGAGGAAGUAAUCUCAGAUUACUUCACCCCAGAACUUAUAGGGAAUUCACACUGGAGAAGGGCAGUCCUAAGACACUAUUGCAGCUUUUGAUCUGUAUCUAGCCAGCCUGGUCCCCACUGGACUACAGGGAAGCCACACACACUGCUAGAUAUACACAGACCUGCAGAAGAAGCCCACCCCCACGAUACAAAUAAUACAAAAAGCCAACACAGAAACAACACUACUAACAACCCACAUACAUUCAUAAAACUCUGUAAGCAGCGUGUCACAUACAAUAAACCUAACAGCCACACACAUAAACAAAACAAGCACACAAUGUGACAUACCAUCCACACACAAUUACACAAGCAGCCCCAAUACACUGAGUACACUCACAGGUAUCACGCACAAUACCACGAACUACUCAUGAACAUAUACUGUACAAUAUAACAGCCCAUGUAUGCACAAGUAGAACGCUAAAAAUAAAAACAGCACCCAUAAAUAACACAAGCAAAAUACGGCAACAUACACGCCUCACUUUAACAAAAAGAGAAUUGGCACGUCGAGAGACUUGAAAAUCUUAUUUUGGCACAGUAUAAUAAAAAGUUGCCUACCCUUGUUAUAUGAUGAAAGUUUCCAAGAGAAAAAUGUUAGAUAAUCUAGCCAAGCCCUUUUCAUGAUGCUGUUGACAGAGUAGAUUAUCUGAUAAGAUGCCAUUUUGGGCUAAUUAUUUUACCCAAUCAUGACUGAGUAUCCAUGGGAUGACUCACUCCCAGACACGCAUUUCCUCAUUGACUUGGUUCUGUCAGUGAACCUGUGACUUUAGAAAAAACAAGGUAGCAAUAACGGGACAGAACUGAAAAUGCUUAUCUAAUUAACUGAUUUCCAAGUUUAUACAACACUUGUAGCAAAGUCCUCCUGAAAUGAAACUGCUUAUUAUAUUAGUCCUUGAUUCCCAAAAGAAGGUGCCAACUCUCCUCAUAUAGAAUAAAAAAAAAAAAAAAAAAAACUUUGAAAAGCUGAGUUAAAAAGUGUUGAUGAAUAUAGAGAAGCAAUAAUGUUGUUUCAGUCAUGUGAUAUCAGCAUCAUUUAACUCCCAUAAAAAUAGUUGCAAUGUUCCUUACGUAGCAUCGAUAGGGUGGCUUAGGCUUACAGUUAAGGAAAUUAAUUGUUACCUGUCAGUCUACUAUGGACUUCUUGAGAAUCAUUUUAGUUACAGCCUAAAGCACUUUGAAGACAGGUACUCCCUCAAUCCUAACUCCCACUCUUUAAACCUUUAAAACAGAUAGGCACCCAAACCUUAAUUCUGUUUUAGAGGAGUCUGUUUUAAUGGCCCAGUUUCCUGAUGUGUUUUGAAGACAUUUUCACGAUAAUUUCACCCUACAAAUUGGAGACAUAUAAACAUCACAAUUGUUAACAGCAUCAUUUUGAAUGUAUGUUUUCCAAAAGAUUUGUGUUUUUUUACAUUUAACUCAUCUUUGAAUAUAUAUCCAUUUUAAAGAUUAAUAUUCUUUUUAAAUGUCCACUUGAAAUGUACAUCCAAAUUUUUACCGGUUAAGUGUUGCAAACGUUCUAAGCAACUCUAUUUAAAAUCUGGCACUCAACACUUGUCCUUGUUAUAUGUUUCUAGGUUCACUCUCAAUUGGAAGAACAGGAGAUUGUAGAAAUGACGGACACGUGGAAGACAGGAACACAAAGCAUUGUUGACCAAACCAGAGAAAUCUGAGGACCUUUAGAAGAUACAUCUUUAAAAUUCUGCCAUUUGAAACCAGGAACUGAAAACAAUAAAGAUUAUCUGCAAUUAACUAAAACCUUCGGUAAUAUUUUUAUACCCAUUGAGAAAAAGAGUCUCUAACUUAUAUUUUAUAUAGAUAUUUCAGAAAUUUCAUGUUAUUUGUCAUGGGAGAUGGGGCUUCUCGUACAUGUUCCCUUAAUUAUACUUUGUAUCGUGUAAUGUUUCCCUGUGUUCGAAUGGAAUUGUUCCCUUUUGUUAGAUUACCGAACAGAUUCUGUGGGGUCCCCUUUUUUGCAAAUCAUGUUUAGGCUUGAUUGGAUGACACUGCGUGUCCCAUUCUAAAUAUGAUAAAAAUGAGGCUUGAGUAUUAAUCUGUGGAUAGGUAUUAAUGUCUCUUUUGGAUAGGAUAUUGGAACACAAGGCUUGUUCAUAUCAAAGGACUCCUUAUCUAAGAGGGAAUCCAGACAUAUGGCAAAUGAGAGAGUUAGUUUAUACUGAAACCAGACUUCCAGGCCACUUAUGUUUGACUUCUAACACAUUACAGAGUAGCUCUGCUGGGGUCCCAGCUUCAAAGAGGACCUCUCAUACAAUUAAAUGAACCCCUUUUAAAAUUGACCAUACCACCUCUACCAGGCAGCCAGUUCAUAUAUGCAUGAAUAUUAGGGAUUAUUCUAGCCUCGGUGAGGGAAUAAUCUAAAUUUUAUUAAAGACAGGAGGCGAAUAUUUGCUUUACCUUCUUUACUGAAACCUCCAGCAGCAAAGAAACAGUUAACAGAACUUUUCAAAACAACCAAUCAGAACAAAGCAACAGUAGUAUAAAACCCCUAAGCAGGCUCUUCCACUUCCUCUUUCUUUGAUGAGGUCGAGCAGGAGAGCAAGGAAACCAACCUUGUAGCAGACAAAUCCAGAGAAACAAUCGUCAAGCCCAGAGAGAAAAACAGUUAACACUGCAAGAAAACAGAAAACAUCGUGAAAGUAAACUGUCAAGGCAAGAUGUCAUCCAUACAAUAUCACUUUCACAUCAUAAUACCUGAUGAAUAAACAAAGUCUACAGAUCUUAUGAAGACCUAGUAUGUACCUAAGCUAAAAGGCAUUGACG
Messenger RNA from Pelobates cultripes (western spadefoot toad), 11850 nucleotides. Lineage: Eukaryota; Metazoa; Chordata; Amphibia; Anura; Pelobatidae. The record is from the annotation of a GenBank genome assembly.